Messenger RNA from Salvia miltiorrhiza (redroot sage), 615 nucleotides. RefSeq lists its product as uncharacterized. The record is from RefSeq and is a predicted model, not a curated record. Gene Ontology annotation, molecular function: nucleic acid binding. Lineage: Eukaryota; Viridiplantae; Streptophyta; Magnoliopsida; Lamiales; Lamiaceae. The transcript has a single exon. Bases 1 to 615 code for a protein of 204 amino acids.
AUGGGAAUCAUGCACGCUGCGAGCCCAUUCGACAAGUGGGGAAUUGAUAUUGUGGGAAAGUUGCCCAUGGCUCCGGGAGGCAUGUGCCACUUGAUAGUGGUAGUGGAUUAUUUUUCCAAGUGGGCCGAAGUAGAGGCCGUUAGUAAAAUCGAGGAUUUGACGAUAGAGCGGUUCAUCUGGAGGAACAUAUGUUGUCGAUAUGAGGCACCAUUCACACUGGUCUAUGGCUCUAACGCCAUCGUUCCAGUUGAAGCCCGAUCAACCUCCCACCGAAUCCAAACCUACUCUGAGAAGCAAAACAAGGAAUUAAGAAAGAUAGAAUUGGACAUGAUCGACAUAGAGCACGAGCUGGCACAAAUCAGAUCUGCAAAGUACAAAAGCAUUGUCAAGGCCGUACAUGACAAAAAAGUGAAUCUCGAGAAGUUCGAAAGAGGAGAUUUUGUACUAAAAAGAGCAUACGUGCUAAAGGCUGUUGGAAAAUUCGAACCUAAUUGGGAGGGUCCAUACAUAGUCUCCGAAGUACUUAAAGGAGGAGCCUACAAGCUGGUGGAUGAGACAGGGUUGCCCUUGCCGCGUCCAUGGAAUGUCAACAUGCUCAAGAGAUUCUUUGUUUAA